This is a messenger RNA of Knipowitschia caucasica, 294 nucleotides long. NCBI's taxonomy places the organism in Eukaryota, Metazoa, Chordata, Actinopteri, Gobiiformes, Gobiidae. The record is from the annotation of a GenBank genome assembly.
AUGAAUGCCGACAGCGACUGCCUGCCGUACCACUGCGCCUGGUGUCCGACAGAUGUGCAACUUGGCAUCUCUUCUCUGCACAAAAAAUCACCAAGUCUACAGAUUCCAGGGUGCUGUAGAGAGACCCCCCUCCAACCCCAUUCUCCACCCUACCCCCCCAAACUGUCUUCUUCCUCCCUCAUCACCUCUGCACAGAAGGGGCCCACCAUGGUAAUCUCGUGUCCCUCGAAUGUGAAGUCUCCGGCAGCGAUGCCCCCUUGUGUUUACCCCCCGCCUCUGGGGCCUGAUGGGUAA